Molecule: messenger RNA, 1041 nt
Organism: Melitaea cinxia (Glanville fritillary)
Lineage: Eukaryota; Metazoa; Arthropoda; Insecta; Lepidoptera; Nymphalidae
Exons: 7
Coding region: 1-990 (329 amino acids)
Source: RefSeq, a predicted model, not a curated record
AUGCAGACGAAUACUAAAAACAAGAUAAAUGAGCUACAGUUAAUCAUAAGUAAGAUGCCGCUAGAAGUUUGCUGUGUGACGGUUCUACCGGAGUUUGGGGUGAGAUGGAGAGAGAUGUCUCGUGCAGUGCGUAAUGCGAGACUACCAAUGGCUCCGGCGAGUGUCGCCAGGAUUCUGUGCAGACACAUCGGCAAGUCUCUACCGAGUGAGGAAAUAGCGGAGAUCGUCUCGAGGUUGAGGUUGAAAUUGGUAGCGACACAACGCAGGACUUGGCAUGUCGUAAAGCUCUCAGAACAGAUAUGUGAUGAACCAGUGAAUGUUCUGACGAGUCGUAUACCGAAUAGGGUUGUGCAGGCUCUACGGGAAGCCAGGAAUCAGAGGUUUAUGACGCCAGAGGUACAAACAGUGAAGCUAGGUGAUUUAAUCUACAUAAGCAUACAGAUGGUAUCUGAUAUAAGGCAAGGCAGUGUUUUGUAUGUAGCGACUCCUCCGGGUGAACCUGUAGCACUGGUCAGUUCUCUACAUUCCAGUUUGCUCCGAGCUUGUGUGCAAGGAUUAGGCUAUAAAAAGUACGAAGAUGCAAGUCUUAACGGUCGGGAUAUAAACUCCCUACUCCGGAUACAUAAUACAAAUCACAACGAACAUCCAGACUUCCUUGCCAAUCUUCCUGAAUACAAUAUAAUGCCAGUCGCUGUGAGGAACGGUAUUGACUACACUGGCAGGAAAAUGGAUCAAGAGUAUGCCAGCCAAAUUUUGGGUCCAGACCCACCACAACUUGCUAAAUUGACGGUGACAGCGGAGAAGGAGUUCUUUGCUCCGGAAAAAUUCAAUAUGAAAAUGAAAUUGACGAUUCAGUUAAAGAGCGAAGAUAUAGCGAAAACGUUACAGUGUUGGGCGGCUAAAGGCGCCAUUUUGCCAACUUCUGACUUAUUCCAAAUAUUCCAUAAAAUUAAAUCAAAUAAAAUACAUAUCGAAGCUGAUGAUGAUUGACUUAUAUGUUAUUUGUGUUAAAGUUGAUAAUAAAGGUGUUUUGUAUGAUUA